AUGGCGAAACGAGUUACAUUGCUGGAUCCUCCUCCGCUGGAUCCUUCCAAGGCCCCGAUUGAAAAUGUGCUGGACUUGACGCCGGUGGUGGACCUCGGCCCAGAUGUGUUCACCAAUACCCGCCCGUUAUGGCACCCUCCUGGAGCCCGAGGCAUCUACGGCGGUGCCGCGAUCGCGCAGUCCUUGUCCGCCGCCAUGCGAACCGUCCCCGCCGACUUCGCCGUCCAUAGCAUGCACUGCUACUUCGUCCUGGCCGGUGACUCGGAAAUUCCCAUUCUAUAUCACGUUGAACGAGUACGCGACGGACGAAGCUUCGUCACCCGGACCGUGCAGGCGCGUCAGCGAGGCCGACCCAUUUUCACCACCACGCUGAGUUUCAGCCGCGUGGGGAGUGGCGGAGAGAAGACAAUUUCACAUGCUGUCCCUAAGCCAGAGAUUCGUUUACCGGAGGAUGCAUUGCCCGGAACUGUCAAGGCUCUGAGCAAUGCAGGUGGCGGCCCCUUCGAGGCAAGGAAGGCGGGCAUCCUUAACCGAACCUCCACAACUCCUGAAAAUAAACGAGUCCGUCGAUUUAUCCGGGCGCGGGGGCACAUCUCAGAGGAGGGUGGCUUUCAGGCUCAUCUUUCCGCGCUAGCCUACGUCACCGAUAGCUUUUUCAUCGGCAGCGUCGCGGCCGUGCACGACAUUCCUCGAUUCUCUUCCCCAGCGGAUUUGCAGAAGCUCUUGAGGGCUCUCAAAAACCCCUCUGACCUCGACGACGACGAUAUCACCAAGGCACUCAAAGAACUGAAAGAAGAGGAAGCGGCGGACCUCCGUCGCCGGUUGGAAGGUGCCCUGGAUGAUGCCACUAAUGGCAAGAAUAAACAGGAACAGAAAGAGGUUGGUAUGAUGGUCAGCUUAGAUCACUCAAUUUACUUCCAUAACCCAAGGGCUUUCCGGGCCGAUGAGUGGAUGUUGACAGAGAUGGAAAGCCCCUGGGCUGGAGAAGGCCGAGGGCUGGCCAUUCAGAAGAUCUGGUCUCAGGAUGGAACGCUCAUCGCUACAUGCACUCAAGAGGGCGUUGUACGGUUAAAGCAAGACAAACCACCUCUCUCGAAGAUUUAA
Penicillium macrosclerotiorum is the source of this 1104-nucleotide messenger RNA. RefSeq lists its product as uncharacterized. The transcript has 4 exons. Lineage: Eukaryota; Fungi; Ascomycota; Eurotiomycetes; Eurotiales; Aspergillaceae. Gene Ontology annotation, biological process: fatty acid catabolic process; acyl-CoA metabolic process. Gene Ontology annotation, cellular component: peroxisomal matrix. Gene Ontology annotation, molecular function: fatty acyl-CoA hydrolase activity. The record is from RefSeq and is a predicted model, not a curated record. Bases 1 to 1104 code for a protein of 367 amino acids.